AUGCGCAAGAUAGUAUGGGAACCUAGGAAUAGGACUUUGGAGCAAGGGAGAUCGGAGGAGGGAUUGGUGGAAGCAGUGGUGAAAGAAGGAGGGUUGUUGGGAGAAGAAGGAGGGUUGUUGGGAGAAGAAGGAGGGUUGAAGGGAGAAGAAGGGUUGAAGCAGCAGUUUUCAAAUGGUGGUGAGGAGGAGUUGAGGCGGUUUAUGGUUCAAGAGGUAGACAUCUUGAAAGAUGCAGGGGCGGAGUUUCUUGUCCUGGUGUCUGGUUUCGCUAAAGGCGUUGGGGAGCAGAGUUCGAAUGCGGCUGGUGUUGUGUGGCGGGCACUGCAGUAUGCGACUGGAGGGAUAGUGGAGGAUUUGACAAGAGAGCUGGACACAUGGUCUUUGGAUAGGGAUGAGCCUUCUCGCUCCGUUCUGAAUGGACUGGAGUGGGAUGAGCCGGCAGUGAUCUCAUUUUUUGGGCCGAGAGGCGAGGUUUGGAGGGUUGUGCCUGUCCUUUGUCCUGUAGCAGGGGAGGCGGUACCUACCGCGGCACUCGAAAGGGCGAUAAGGGAGGAGGACGUGAGGGGAGGAAGGGUGGUGGUGAUGCGAUAUGGGCGGUAUCAGGGGGGAGAGGUUGAGUGCGUUAGGAAGGUGUUGGGUAGGGUUGGUGCUUGUGGGACGUUUGUGGAGCCCAUACCAGUGGAGGCCCCGGGAAAUGACGUGGGGUUAUCAAUGCAGCAGGUGGUGAUGGUGGUCGGUGGGAUGAGGAGGGUGCUGCUGCUCGGCAAUCUCAAUGUUCCGGUUCUCAUUCUCUCUCCCAUUCUCCCACCCAUCCUACUGCGCAUCCCCUUCCAUUCUGCUAACACCCCUCCCUUGCUCUCCGUCCCAUUCUCCCUCCCAUACUCCGUCCAAUUCUCCCCCUCCCAUAGUGGUGCUGCUGGGCAAUCUGAACGUGCAGCUGCCCAACGCGUGGCUGUGGGACAUGGUGGACGAGUUCAUCUACCAGUUCCAGUGGUGCUGCUGGGCAAUCUGAACGUGCAGCUGCCCAACGCGUGGCUGUGGGACAUGGUGGACGAGUUCAUCUACCAGUUCCAGUCCUUCUGCCCACCGUCUAACCCUCCCUCCCAUACAAACCCUCCUGACCGUUUAAACCCUGUCCCCCUGCGCGCGCAGGUGGUGCUGCUGGGCAAUCUGAACGUGCAGCUGCCCAACGCGUGGCUGUGGGACAUGGUGGACGAGUUCAUCUACCAGUUCCAGUCCUUCUGCCACUUCCGGGCGCGCGUCAAGAGCCGCACCGAUGAGGAGAACGCGGCGCUCAAGCAGUGCGGCAAUGCAUGGUGGGUGGGACAUGGUGCACGAGACAAGUUCAUCUACCAGUUCCAGUCCUUCUGUCACUUCAGGGCGCGCGUCAAGAGCCGCAUUGACGAGGAGAAUGCAGCAUGA
Molecule: messenger RNA, 1422 nt
Organism: Closterium sp. Naga37s-1
Lineage: Eukaryota; Viridiplantae; Streptophyta; Zygnematophyceae; Desmidiales; Closteriaceae
Source: the annotation of a GenBank genome assembly